AUGGAUUAUACACACAUUCUUGAUGGCAAUGCGAUUAAUAGCACUGCCAACACUACUGCGAGCAACUCCCCAAGUGCCAGCUCGAGUGCUAGUAUCAGCAACCAACCCAUUCUUUCAUCUUCAGUGGGUGUUCACUUUGCAGGUCGUGAGCUAGGUGUCAUCAGUUUCCUCACCGGUAUCCCGUACCUCCUACCAGAGGGCCAGAAGUGGAUUGAGUCUCGCACGGGCCAAACCGUUUCAAGCGAGAAAUUCAGUCCAGCACGGGCACCGUGGGAGAAGGAACGUGGCCAGAUCUCAAACACCAUUAUGAUGAAUUUACGAAACGAUAACUUAUUUGAAUUGCCAGACCGGCGAAGCGUGGAGGUGUACUUUGAUGCCUACAAGCGCUCAACCGUGAUGCGCCGCCUCUUCCCCGUCGUGGAUCCCGAAUUAUUCGCCGAAACUAUUUCUGAAGCUUACCGACAACCUCGGUCGAGCUUUGGGUUUGGCCAAGCAAGUGCCAGAGCAUGCGUUAUUGCUUUUGCUGCGUUUUCCGCUCGUCUUCCGCCCGUCGUUGCUGCUGUCAGGGAUCCGGCCUGUGUUUCACUUCAAGGUGAUCAUGAAGUAUUGGCUUCCAAAGCUCAAUUUCUACUAUCACAGGUUGUCCAAGAGCCUGCGAACCUGGAAGGUGCACAGGCUGUGAUCAUGCUGACCUUAUACGAGGUGUCAUCGGGAAACAUGCGAGCCACCAACUACUUUGCUGCAAUCGCUGGACGUCUCAUAUUCAUGCUGGGAGGUAAUCUCACUAACAGUAGAGUCCAUUUGAAAGGCGAACGAGAUCAACGAAGGCAGCAGCAAUUACGCAAUCUCUUUUGGAUCAUCUAUACAAUGGACAAGGAUGUAGCCCUUCGCACCGGACAGCCACCUAAUAUUGCCGAUGAAAACUGCGAUCUCACCCUCCCACCAGGCUACGAGGAACAUUCAUUUAUGGAUCCUGAAGACGUGAAUAUGGUCUACUCACAGCCGAGUUUCCCAUUCGACUUACGAUUGAGUAUUAUCAAAUCUCGCACGCACACUGCCCUCUACUCUGUGAGCGCAAUGCGAAAGUCCGAUGCGGAUCUUUUGAAGUCGAUUCGGGAAUUAGAUGAUGAGCUGGAGGCAUGGCGGUUGUCCAUUCCAGCACAGUGGCGACCGACCAUGUCUUUUUCCGCUGAAACCUCCGAUCCCAACGUCAGCAUGCAUUCAGUCAUGCUGCGUCUCAACUACUACCUCUGCAUGUCCAUAAUCCACGCGGCGAGCAGUAGAUGCCAGGCAUGGAGACAAGGGAACGGAAUGCUGGAUGGAGUCAACUCAAGUCUCGCUCUAUCGGUCGAGGCCAGCCGUUCAACCCUCUGUUACUUAGAGGCAGGGGAGCAUGUGUUAGUCGAGGGCAUUUUCUGGAUUCUGAUCUUCUAUCCCAUAUCGGCAUUGCUCAGUAUCUUCUGUAGCAUUCUUUCAAACCCACUAGACCCUCGCUCGCGCGACGAUAUGGAUCGUCUGAAGAUGGCGACGUUCAUGAUGGAGCGCCUCUUUCGUCGAAGGCAUUCUUCGAAUGAAUAUCUCCACUUCAAGCUUGUGGCUGACUUCGUGGCAGAGAUGACACGGCUGGCUGAAUGCGCUAUUGACAAGGCAUGGCGUGAGCAGAGUUCUGGCUCGCUUUUGCCGCUGUAA
Molecule: messenger RNA, 1689 nt
Organism: Penicillium odoratum
Lineage: Eukaryota; Fungi; Ascomycota; Eurotiomycetes; Eurotiales; Aspergillaceae
Product: putative C6 transcription factor
Exons: 3
Coding region: 1-1689 (562 amino acids)
Biological process (GO): DNA-templated transcription
Molecular function (GO): zinc ion binding; DNA binding
Source: RefSeq, a predicted model, not a curated record